Athene cunicularia (burrowing owl) is the source of this 722-nucleotide messenger RNA. RefSeq lists its product as uncharacterized. NCBI's taxonomy places the organism in Eukaryota, Metazoa, Chordata, Aves, Strigiformes, Strigidae. The transcript is spliced from 6 exons. Bases 1 to 687 code for a protein of 228 amino acids. The record is from RefSeq and is a predicted model, not a curated record.
AUGGACCAGCGUUUUCCACAGAUACCUAGAAAGCCCGUCUCUAAAGCGAAAGGCGUCUUGUCCAGCACCGAAAAGCAGCGACUGAAUCCCGAAGUGGACAUACACCACCAACCGGUCUCCAGUUUUAAAAGAAGCCCACUACAAAAGAUAAGCUCUCAGCCAUCACUGGGGCCGUCAGGCAUUGCAACAAUGCAGCUACGCAAACGCACACGCCAGUUAAUACUAGGAGUAGGAACACUGAAAGAUAUGGGCAAACACAAUCAUCACAUGGUGAAAACCAGAAAGGGGAGGGAAGAAAACGUGCUUGCUCACCUGCGAAGCGAGGCACGGACGGCGGCGGGCGCCCGCGGAGCAGCAAGGAGCAAAGCGGAGGGAAAAAGAGGAGUUGUGGGGGGGGGAACCACCAAACUUUGUUUCUUUCUCUCCGGGACUCAGGGAAAGCGUCACUUCCUAGUGCGUUCCUGGCUUCUAAGCAGAACUUUUUACCAGGGAAGCUCAAGAUGUGUGGAAACAGGAGUCCAGAGAAGUGACUUAACACAUGACUACAGAACGUAUCUGAUGCAUAACCAGGUUUCUCUGAUGAGUCCCGGGACUGAGCUCCACAGUGCCUGCAUCCCUGCUUGCAUGCCUCUGCCCAAGUGCUGCUACGGAGAUCCCCUGGGUCACGAGUCUUCUCUAGCUCCUUGAAGUCACAGUGGAUUGAGAAAGCAAAGGAAAUGAGC